AAUUGUGGUUGCCUAGUAAGUUUCCCGUCAACGGUGCAAAGUUUCGAGACGUGUUUCUUGGCUGUUCUGUGUUGUGAAUUCCCAGGAGCUUUUUAUUACAAUCUUUGGAGGACCAAGUUAAACCACAAACGGAGGAAGAUGUCGGUUGCAGGAUUUAAGAAGCAGUUUUAUAAAGCAAGUCAGCUGGUGAGUGAGAAAGUUGGAGGUGCAGAGGGAACCAAACUGGAUGAAGACUUCAAGGACCUUGAAAGGAAAGCAGAUGUUACCAGCAAAGCAGUAGUGGAGGUCAUCAGUAAAACAUCAGAGUACCUCCAGCCCAACCCAGCGACAAGAGCUAAGCUUUCAAUGCUCAACACUGUGUCCAAAAUCCGUGGGCAGCUGAACAGUCCAGGAUACCCUCAACCUGAGGGCCUGCUGGGGGAGUGUAUGACUAAAUAUGGACGGGACAUGGGCGAGGACACAAACUUUGGUGGGGCUCUAGUAGAUGUUGGAGAAGCAAUGAAGAGGAUGGCUGAGGUCAAGGACUCUCUGGAUAUCGAUGUAAAGCAGAAUGUCAUUGACCCACUGCAGGCAGUUGCUGAGAAGGACAUCAAAGACAUUCAGUUCCACCUGAAGAAACUGGAAGGUCGCCGUCUUGAUUAUGACUAUAAGAAGAAACGUCAAGGUAAAAUCCCAGACGAGGAGCUCAGGCAGGCAUUGGAGAAGUUCCACGAGUCCAAGGAGCUGGCUGAGAGGUCUAUGUAUAACCUGCUGGAAACUGAUGUGGAGCAGGUGAGUCAGCUGUCUUCCUUUGUGGACUCUUUGCUGCAGUACCACAGACAGGCUGCAGAGAUUCUGGAGGAGGUUACUGAUAAACUGAAAGAGAGGGUAAAUGAUGCUCAGUCUCGUCCAAGGCGCGAGUUCACACCUAAACCCAAACCAGCAGCCUUUUAUGGAGAGCUAGAACACUCCAACGGAGGAUAUUUGCCUGCUGCUACAAGCCCUUCAUCUUAUUCUGCUGCGGCACAAUAUCCAGCUUCGUUCCCCCAAAGAACCUCCGUCAAGAGAAGACAGUCUGAGCCAUGCUGCAAAGCCCUGUAUGACUUUGAGCCAGAGAACGAUGGUGAGCUGGGCUUCCACGAGGGUGACGUCAUCUCUUUGGUCAGUCAAAUCGACGAGAACUGGUACGAAGGAACACUUCGUGGAAAAACUGGAUACUUUCCGACCAACUAUGUUGAUGUGGUGGUUCCCCUGCCACACUAAAACAAAGAGUCCAAUAGUGGAACAAUAGCAUAAGGUGAAAAAGAGGGAUAAUACAUUUUCUGUAAUGUAAUGAAAAUGUAAACAUAGGAAAACAAAUGACCAAAUCCUUUGUAUCUUUGGAGUAUUUGGGUAAAGGGGGCAUAUUAUUCUGUCAAGAUUUUGUGAAUUUGUAGUCACAAGAACAUGUCAGCAGGAUGCUCAAUUACAUAAGAAUAGCAUAACAAUAAUAACAUAAUGUUUAGGUGCUUUUUGCCAUGUCUUUGUAAUCUUUAUUUUUGCACCUAUGCACUUUGUACACUACACCUCUAUCACCAAACUGAAGACAAAACCAAGAGCAAAUGGCAUCUUUAGACAUGUGUAACAUUAUCCAAACAGUAAAACUUUAUUUAUCCAAAUAUAUAACCAUUGUGGCAAAUCUUGUUCUUUACCCUGUUCAUAUUGAAACUACCCUUUAUUUUUACACUCCAUGUUUUAACCUCUGUGCCUGCAGGCUUUAGUGCUGUUGUAAUGUACUUGAGAAUCAGCAGGGGGGACUGUCUGCCUUUAGUAAAUGUUAGAGACUAUCCUCCACUGCCAUCUAGUGGAACAUGGGCUCAUUCUCUGCUCUUAAGUUGUGCAGUACUGCCACAAUUUCUGUUAGUUAUAAAUCUAUGUCAAGUGGCUUGUUUAAUUUUAAGUGACAGAUGAAGCCAAUCAGUAGAUGAUGACUCUGCUGUUUAAUUGUUCUGUAACUGCAAUUUCUGCCAUCAGCUGUUGUAACGUUAGCAAGAGGUUAAAUUCCUAAGUGCACAGAGUUCCAUGAAAACUCUAUCAUUACAUUUAUCACUAAAAUCAUUGUGAGUUGAUGUACAUAUACCUCUACAACUGUUUUUGAAAGUACUCCAUUAUCAUGUCUCUAAGUACCAAUACUAAAGAAAGGCUGUUUAAAUUUGUAAAUUGCAAUAUGCUGUAAGAUCUGAUGGAACACGGGUGUAUUUGAUUUAUCCUAAUGCACAGAUUGAAUAUUUAACACUAUAUGCAGAGAUGAUUUCAACCCAUGCCAAAUAUUGAACAGCAUUGCACACCAAUGCCAAUAACACACUUUUAGUUCUUCAAUUUUCUCAGGCUCUGUGGAUGCUGCUGGCAGUGUCACAACAUUUUCAGGGGCUUUUGUCAAAGUAUUUGUCCAUGAAUUUACUAUCUGUGUUUAGCUCUCUCUAUGAGCAAGCCUGGCUUUGGCUUGGAGCAUGGAAAUUAAUGCGAUGUGUGCUUGGCAUUCCUGUACCUGCCUCUGUUUUCAAGCAGAAUCAGUUUGCCAGACAUGUUGGAGAACAAUAUCUCCCAGCAAUUGUGAACUGCAUUUACAAAUAAUAAAGGGGGCCUGUACACAAAGGCUGGUUUCAGUUCCAAUUAAGUCUAUAACAAGCAAACUAUGAACUGUCAAGAGUUUGUGUUGUAGACUAAAAUGCCAACUUUCUCCUCUUGUCAUGAUCCCCUUGUUAGACCGCCCCCUGCCCCACUCAAUUCUCCAAUCUCUAUUUUAACUGCAAGUGGAACAGACAGGUCUUUUCAGUGGGGAAGGGCACUCAGCAGUGGAUUAUGCCCUCCCCCACUACUCUUUAUUCACCACCUGCCCCUGUACCCCUGCCCCCUUCCUCAUUAUCUGCCCCAUCCCAAGCCAUUUUGCCUUUAAGGCUCAGUUUCCUAGUCACUGCUUGGACUGAUAUUCUCAUUGCUAUGCUAGAAUGUACCUCUUAAUAUUAUAUGCAUGUCUUUUUUUGUGUGUGUGUAUGUUUAGGACCCAGACAGCAGUGAGUAAUAACUGGUUCAGGUGUGGGUUCACAUGCCUCAUUACACUAACUCAAAAGCCCUCAGCUGGAUAGAGGAAGAGGGCUCAGGUUGAGCUGUGAUGCAGUUUGUAUAAUAUUGAAGACAAAUAAUGUUCAAGGACAACGAGCCAAUAUCAGUUUUUGUGGACUGCUGCUAUCAAAGCUCAGACAGUUGUUUAAAUGCAGCAGCAGCUUUUCUAAACACUACAUUUUAUAUCAGCUUUGCAAUAAAGUAUUAACAGCCUUAUAUCUUUAUUUCAUGCAAAAAUUUAAUGGGAAUUGUCUGAGAAAUGUAACUUUUUGCAUUUCUUUCAGAAAGCUUUUGUCUGAUACGAUGCCUUUGUUGUAACUGUGACAUGGGAAGACUAAAUGUGGGGUUAUCCUGGAUUAUCUUUACAAUAUGUGGAUUACCUCUUUAAUAAGUGUAAUCUUGUGUAUUGGAUGUAUUUUUGUGUAUGAUUGGAUACAAUUCCUUUUCUUCAAUAAAUAUAAAGUAAUUUA
Molecule: messenger RNA, 3551 nt
Organism: Melanotaenia boesemani (Boeseman's rainbowfish)
Lineage: Eukaryota; Metazoa; Chordata; Actinopteri; Atheriniformes; Melanotaeniidae
Product: endophilin-A2-like
Exons: 9
Coding region: 139-1242 (367 amino acids)
Biological process (GO): synaptic vesicle uncoating
Cellular component (GO): presynapse; cytoplasm; glutamatergic synapse
Molecular function (GO): protein binding
Source: RefSeq, a predicted model, not a curated record